Molecule: messenger RNA, 3113 nt
Organism: Maylandia zebra (zebra mbuna)
Lineage: Eukaryota; Metazoa; Chordata; Actinopteri; Cichliformes; Cichlidae
Gene: atad5b
Product: ATPase family AAA domain containing 5b
Cellular component (GO): nucleus
Molecular function (GO): DNA binding; DNA clamp unloader activity; ATP binding
Source: RefSeq, a predicted model, not a curated record
UUCAAAAUGGCAAUAGCCAGCCUGCAGCCUGCAAACUAAAGCCUUUUUUAAAAAUUAGUUUGCCGUGUUUUACGAUGCGAAAUAAACUCAGAAAGGUCAAAACAGUCAGAGACUCAAACUUCCGGUGCAAAGACGUGACGCAAACUGCCGGGGUUAUAGUUUUAUCAGAGUCGAGCUGCUCUAAAGAGGAAAUCUCGCUGGAUGCAAAAGAUAAAAACGGCUCAAAUUCAGCUACAUGGCUUUCGGGAACACACCCCCAACCAGUCCUGGAGAUAAGAGAUUCUUUGUGCGCAAAAGGAGCUAAAAUUGCUCCGAUUUUCUUACGAGCGAUAGAGCAAAGAAAGCGGAGCAGCGACGGGGAGCUGGACCAGCCUCUGGAUAGCACGCAGCAAUCCGUGCUCCCUCUUCAAGGUGAUAACGUGCAACCAGUAAAACGUCCACCUGCAGUUUCUCACGUGACAAUAAAGGACUGGUGUCAGGGACAGCUGUCACCCUCAGUUCUGCACAGCUGCCUGGAAAAAAUCCAAACUUCUAAUCCAGCAUUUCCAGUCCAAGCUGUGCUCAACACUUUGAGGAAGAAGGCAGGAGAAGGGCUGCAGGAGCAUGCGCUCACAGAAAAGAGAAAACGGGUAGAUGAACUCUUGCAGAGGGUACCGAAGCGUCUGAGGUCUGCAGAGAGUGCUGCAGAUGUGGGUCACUCGUCACAUCAGGAUGUCCUGGGAAGCAGUAGUGUUCACCCUGCAGAGAAACAGCCCAGGUGCAGUAAGCUGAGUCGCACUCGCAGACUGAAGCAACAGAGGGCGAGCCAACCAAGUCUUGAUGAGCCGAACAUAAUGAAAAGCUGUGAUCCUCUUCAAAGAAAUUUAUUUUUUGAGGAUACGCUGUGGACAGAUAAGUACAGUCCCCAGCAUUCGAGUGAGGUCAUUGGUAAUCCUGCAUCUGUGAAUAAAUUGUACAGUUGGUUAAGGAAAUGGAAACUAAGAGCCGCCCGUGACAAGGAGAGACAAAUGGAGGAAAAGAAGCAACGGGAAAACAGUAAUGAGUCAUGGGAUUGUGGAGACUUCCAGGGUGAAGCUGGAUCAGACGAUGGCAGAGAGGACCCACUGGGUAACACCCUGCUGAUUACAGGACCGUCGGGUGUGGGCAAGACUGCUUCGGUGUACGCCUGUGCUCAGGAGCUGGGCUUCAAGGUGUUUGAGGUGAACUGUUCCUCACAGCGCAAUGGGCGCAAUGUUCUGUCCCAGCUAAAGGAGGUUACCCAGUCACACCUAGUGGAGACGUCGGGCAAAGACCAGCUGAAACCGGCUUACUUCAACACCAACACCUGCACUUCUAAAUCUGAGAUUUUACUAGGAAAAAGGGUGCUUCCUAAAAAUGUCACUUCCACCUCAAAAAGAAGAACAUCACAGAAUUUGAGAGGCUCUCGUCGCAGCGCAAAAGCAAAAUCAGCCACAGUCACUCUGACUCGCUAUUUUAGGAUGAAGGCCAAAGCAGAUCACUUACAGUCUGGUUUCCUGUCACCAUCUGAAAGGCCAGAGAACAGGAAACUGGGCAACUCAUCGUCAGGCUCUGAUGUAGCAGAGAAAAAGACAGCCACUUCACUUAUUCUCUUUGAAGAGGUUGACGUUAUAUUUGACGAUGACGUCGGUUUCCUUGCGGCCAUUAAGGCUUUUAUGAGUGCCACUAAAAGACCAGUCAUUUUGACUACGAACGAUCCCUUAUUCAAGGAUCGAUUCGACGGCAGCUUGGAUGAAAUAAUUUUCAAAACUCCAUCAGCAGUGAAUAUGUGCAGUUACCUGCAGCUGGUGUGUCUGGCUGAGGGAGUGCAGCUGGAUUUAGGUGACGUCAGCAGCCUACUCAGACUCACCUGUGGUGAUGUCAGACGCUGCCUGCUGCAGCUGCAGGUCUGGGUGCAGAGUGGUGGAAGGUCUAAGAAACCCAUCUGUGUGCAGUACUCAGAUGCUGCUGAAGGAGAACAUUUAGACUCAUUGCCUCCGUACAAAACGGGCUGCUCUGCUAACAUGCUGGGUCUUUGCGGUGUAACUCCAGAACAUUUGCUGAACCUUCUAAAGUCCUCGUCUAAAAAGCACAUGGACGAGCUCUUGAUGCUUCUCGCUGAGAGCUGGAGACGAGGCGUGCCGCUUCUCUAUUUGAACCUGGAGCUUCUCCUGUCUGUAGCAGCUCAGCAUACUACGGUUCGAUGCUUGGAAACAGUAGCUUAUUCCAGGCUGCAGUGCGAGCAAUCUGAUGUUGGGCUUCACAUCGAGCAGCACAAUAGAAGCAUUUAUCAAAGGGCUUCACUGACCAACAGCAAAUCUGUAAGCCAUACGUCAAAGCUUAGCAGAAGGAAGUAUAACAACACAUCAUCUGACAGUUUGGGCCUUGAAAAAACAUUCUCAUUCAGUGGGACUCCUUCAAAAGCUCUGCACUCAGGCAGUACGGCUCAACAAAUUGCAGCUAAAGAGGAGAGUGAGUGUUUAGACGCCCUGACUGACUUCUUUGACAUCAUGUCCUACCUCGAUGCCACCCUGCCGCCCACAGGGACACGUGUUUCCGACUCCUGCGCACCCGAGUCAUUUGUGUGGACAGGAGCGGCGCUAAAGGCUGGUUUGUUGGAUGAGAUGAGGGAGGAAGAGGACAGCAGCUACAGUCAGGAGAGGCUGUUGGACAUUCAGGCUGCUGCUGAAGGUUUGGGGUGUCACAGGUGCUUGUGCAGAGCGUCUGAAGCAUGGACUGAAGUGCAAAAAAUCAGACAGGUGCUGGAGGACAAAAGGUGGGGGAGGCUGAUGGAGAGACUUGCAUUGACCUCUUCUAAAAGACACAGUCUCAGCUUUAGUUUUCAGCCUCUCUGUGAGCCAAGUUUGUCCCAAAGAAGAUUCAGACUGAACAGGACGGUUCUCAGCAGUAAACCCUUCGUUUUGCUGGGGAACAGACGGGCUGUGUGUGUCGACUACAUGCCGGUCCUCCGCUCCAUCUGCCGCUUACAUAAAGCACAGCAACAGAAACAAGAGCCACUGAGGUGUAUGAACUACCUCAACAACAUUCACCUGGGCCUCUCAAAGUCAACUAUGCAGCUCCUGGCAGAAGGUUUCACGUGACUCCUAAAAGACUAU